AUGUUCUCAGAGAAGAAGGAUCCAAAUGCGAAUAGUUAUACCAUUGAUGAGGGAGGAUCACCUUCAAGACAGUCGUUCAUUUCACUUCCUCAACCAUUGGAGGUGAAGGUUGCCUCGGGCACAUCAGGGCUGAGGAUACUGGUUGCGAUUGGAAUUCUCUCUGCCGCAUUCUAUUACUACUUUGCACCAAGCACAGAGUCGACUGGCUCCUCCAGCUCAUCAUCGAGCGGAAUACUAUCAGUGCUCUCGUCAAAGCCCCACAAGCAGGUGCUGCAGCGUCCCAAGGAGACGUUUGACGAUGUGGUCGGUGCCGACGAGGCAAAGUCCGAGUUGCAGGACCUCGUCGACUUCUUGAGGAACCCAUCAAAGUACAUUGAUCGCGACAUUGUCAUCCCCAAGGGCAUCCUCUUGGUGGGUCCACCAGGCACAGGCAAGACCCUGCUGGCCAAGGCAUUGGCAGGCGAGGCCAAGACCUCGUUCCUUACAAUCAACGGAUCAGAGUUUGAGGAGAUGUUCAUUGGAGUUGGUGCCAAGCGUGUGCGCGACCUCUUUGACACUGCUCGCAAGAACGCACCAUGCAUCAUCUUUAUCGAUGAGAUCGACUCGGUUGGAGGCAGUCGUUCGAAGCGUGUCAACUACCACCCAUCAGAGGCGCUCAACCAGCUGCUCGUCGAGCUGGACGGAUUCAAUGGUCGCGAGGGUGUCGUUGUGAUUGCUGCGACCAACUAUCAAGAGACCCUUGACGCUGCCCUCAUCCGUUCAGGUCGUUUCGAUCGUUCAAUCCAAGUACAACUUCCAGACUGCAAGUCACGUCAGAAGAUCAUCGAGCUCUAUCUGAAGAACAAGAAGUUCGCAACCUCUGUAAAUACACAUACUCUUGCUCAGAGUACACCUGGAUUCUCAGGCGCAGACCUGUUCAACUUGGUGAAUUGGGCCGCAUUGGACUCGACCAAGAAUAACUUUGCAGAGAUAUCGAUGGAGUCGCUGGAGAAUGCAAAGGAGAACAUUAUAAUGGGCAAGGAGCGACACUCAUUGAUCUUGACGGACGAGGCACGCAAGCUCUGCGCCUAUCACGAGGCCGGCCAUGCGUUGGUCGCUCUCAAGACUCAGGGCGCAAAGGGUGUGCACAAGGCCACCAUCAUGCCUAGAGGUGAAGCACUGGGUAUGGUUUCGAUGCUUCAGAACGACGAUCAUUUCCAGACCAAGAGGCAGUACCUCGCUGAGAUGGACGUGGCCAUGGGUGGUCGCGCUGCUGAGGAGCUCAUCCUUGGACCAGACAACAUUUCACAGGGUGCCUCAUCAGACAUCAAGAAGGCCACCUCCAUUGCCAAGACCAUGGUUAUGAAGCUUGGCAUGUCGGACAAGGUUGGCAAGAUCUACAUUGACUCGGAGAAGAAGUUGAGCGUCCAGCAAAGAGAGCUCAUUGACUCAGAGGUCAAGUUAUUGUUGGAUCAAUCCUAUGAACGUGCUUGCGUUGUACUUAAGAAGCACUCUGAGGAGCAUCACUUGCUCGCCAAGGCAUUGCUCGAGUAUGAGACACUGAACUUGGAUGAGAUCAAGAGCAUCAUCGAGAAGAAGAAGUUGUUGAACAAGAAGAGCCAUGAAGAGCUGAAGAAGGAGCGUGAGGACAAGGACAACAAGCGCCAGGAGGAGUUCAGGAAGCAGAGAAAGGCCUUGCCUCAGGCGAUACCAAAUGCAAAGGGUGGCAUUAUUGUGAUGCCUCCAAUGAAGAAUCCAGCGCCCAGUCCAAGCAGCGCAGCGGCUGGCACAACGACCACAACACACAGCUCGCCAUCGGGCAGAAUCAACAUCACAAUCACACGACCAGGUUCCAUCUCCAAUGAGCAGGUUGGCACUGGACAGCAAGCGGCAGCCAACAACACUGGAUCAUCAGCAGCACCAACACCAUCAACUUCACAGGGAAAGAACAUCCCAGUAACCGACAACAACAACAACAACAACAACAACAGCAGCAGCACCAACACAAGUACAAACAACAAGACAGAGUCUAAAAACUAA
Molecule: messenger RNA, 2019 nt
Organism: Acytostelium subglobosum LB1
Lineage: Eukaryota; Evosea; Eumycetozoa; Acytosteliales; Acytosteliaceae
Exons: 3
Coding region: 1-2019 (672 amino acids)
Biological process (GO): mitochondrion organization; protein quality control for misfolded or incompletely synthesized proteins
Cellular component (GO): mitochondrial inner membrane
Molecular function (GO): ATP binding; ATP hydrolysis activity; metalloendopeptidase activity
Source: RefSeq, a predicted model, not a curated record